Penicilliopsis zonata CBS 506.65 is the source of this 486-nucleotide messenger RNA. RefSeq lists its product as hypothetical. The transcript has 2 exons. Bases 1 to 486 code for a protein of 161 amino acids. Lineage: Eukaryota; Fungi; Ascomycota; Eurotiomycetes; Eurotiales; Aspergillaceae. The record is from RefSeq and is a predicted model, not a curated record.
AUGCAGGACAACCAAACCCGUCUCAUCGGUGUCCUGCAGUCCCAUCGGGUCAAGACCCUCAGGGAUAUCCGUCACAUUGAGAGGAUCCUCAUGCAGAACACCACGCCGGAAGCGAUUGAAGCCAUGGCCGAUGCCUGGACCUACUACGUCCAAUCCAACAACCUGCUCAGCGAGCUGCGCGGCCAGACCAAGAACUAUCCGUUCAGCUCCGAGUGUCUUGACGAGGCGAAAACACUCGUGUUGGAGGAUCCUAACCGUGCCCGCAGCUGGAACCCCUGCUGGCUGGUCUUGACCAAGAUCGCUGAAUCGAACCUCAUUGCCAAACAUGCCCACGACCUGGCUUCUCGUCCGGCAAUGUGGGGUAUCAUCACUCCGCUCGAGGCAAACGUCCAGCAGCUGGAGAGGGCCUGUAUGGAGGAAUGGACGAGCGCUGUACAGCGGAUGUUGCGACACUGGGAAGUCCCACCCUUGCAGGAGGCUCAGUAA